AUGCUCGUGAACGGAACGGAGCGUACGCAAAGAGAUAAUGCAUUCUUUACAAAAUCGGUGACGCAGCUCGACAACACUCACUCAUCCAGUUGCAUUAGGAAGAAGAAGAAACUCACAACAGGAUCUGUACUGCCGUACGAAAGCUUUCUAUAUGUCGAGGGAAAACUGACGAAGAACAAAGUGGUCCAAGGUGCUCAUGUGGCAUUGGGAAAUAAUUGCGUCGCGUUCAUAUUCGAUGAGAUUCGAUAUGAACUCAAUAAUGUGAAGAUUGAUCAUAAUGUGGGCACGCUUAAAAACUAUGUAACAGUGUCAUCCGACAGAAGCGUGAUUCUACGGAAUGCUGGCUGGGAUGCGCAGAUUACUACUGGAUACUUUAAUUUCUGUGUACCGCUCUACGUACUGCUGGGAUUUUGCGAAGAUUACAAACGCGUGGUGAUCAACGCUCGUCACGAGUUGAUUUUAAUACGAGCGUGUAACGACAACAAUUGUCUGAUGGGAGAUACGGCAAUAGAGCCAACGCUCGAAUUAUUCAAAAUACAGUGGCAAAUGCCGCAUGUGUUAUUGAGCGAGAUAAAUAAAUUGUCGAUGCUGCGCGCUUUGGAGAGCGGACGAUAUCUGAGCAUGGCUUUUCGCUCGAGGGAUCUGUACGAGUUUCCGCUCUUGCAGACCAAGCAUUUGUGGGCCAUCAUGACGGCUACUCAGCUCGAGAAGCCGCGCUACGUUAUUUUCGCGAUGAAAACAGGUCGAAAAAACAUCAUGUCCGAGAAUGUAAGUCGAUUUGACGACUGCAAAUUAACCAAUGCGAAACUUUACCUGAAUUCGGAAUGUUAUUAUUAUCUUUAUGAUGACUUGAAUCUGGAUUUUGCUAAAAACAGAUGUGCGAUUCUGUACGACUUGUACGCGAGUUUCUGCAAGGGCUACUACGGAUACGAGUAUCUCGAGCCGAAUCUCACCUUUACAACUUUUUUACAACGUAAUGGCCCAUGA
This is a messenger RNA of Acromyrmex echinatior (Panamanian leafcutter ant), 987 nucleotides long. RefSeq lists its product as uncharacterized. NCBI's taxonomy places the organism in Eukaryota, Metazoa, Arthropoda, Insecta, Hymenoptera, Formicidae. The record is from RefSeq and is a predicted model, not a curated record.